CACUCCGCUGGGUGCUCGGACGCAGCUGCCCUCGGCUUCGCCUCGUCCCCCUCCCCUCCCCUCCCGGGCUUCGCGGGGGACCCCGCCGGGACCAUGAGGAAAUUCAACAUCAGGAAGGUGCUGGACGGCCUGACCGCCGGCUCGUCCUCGGCCUCGCAGCAGCAACAGCCCCAGCAGCACCCGCUCGGGAGCCGGGAGCCCGAGAUCCAGGAAACACUCCAGUCUGAGCACUUUCAGCUCUGCAAGACUGUUCGGCAUGGAUUUCCCUAUCAGCCCUCAGCCCUGGCCUUUGAUCCUGUACAGAAGAUCCUGGCAGUGGGAACUCAGACUGGUGCUUUAAGGCUCUUUGGUCGUCCUGGAGUAGAAUGUUAUUGCCAGCAUGACAGUGGAGCUGCAGUAAUCCAACUCCAGUUCCUGAUUAAUGAGGGAGCUCUUGUGAGUGCCUUGGCUGAUGACACCUUACACUUAUGGAAUUUACGUCAGAAGAGGCCUGCCAUACUACAUUCACUUAAAUUUUGCAGAGAAAGGGUUACAUUUUGCCAUCUGCCUUUCCAGAGUAAGUGGCUGUAUGUAGGCACUGAACGAGGUAAUAUACAUAUUGUCAAUGUGGAGUCCUUCACACUCUCAGGCUACGUCAUUAUGUGGAAUAAAGCCAUUGAACUGUCAUCUAAAUCUCACCCAGGACCUGUUGUCCAUAUAAGUGAUAAUCCAAUGGAUGAAGGAAAGCUUUUGAUUGGCUUUGAAUCAGGAACAGUGGUCUUAUGGGACCUCAAAUCAAAGAAAGCUGACUACAGAUAUACAUAUGAUGAGGCUAUUCACUCUGUUGCUUGGCAUCAUGAAGGAAAACAAUUUAUCUGCAGUCAUUCGGAUGGCACCUUAACCAUAUGGAAUGUGAAGUCCCCUGCAAAACCUGUACAGACAAUCACACCACAUGGAAAACAGUUAAAGGAUGGAAAGAAGCCAGAACCAUGCAAACCUAUCCUCAAGGUGGAAUUCAAAACGACUAGAUCUGGGGAACCUUUUAUUAUUUUAUCAGGAGGUUUGUCAUAUGACACCGUAGGAAGAAGACCUUGCUUAACAGUGAUGCAUGGGAAAAGUACUGCCGUGCUAGAAAUGGACUAUUCAAUUGUUGAUUUUCUAACACUGUGUGAAACACCAUACCCAAAUGAUUUUCAAGAACCAUAUGCUGUGGUGGUUCUUCUAGAAAAGGAUUUAGUACUUAUAGAUCUUGCACAAAAUGGAUAUCCUAUAUUUGAAAAUCCCUACCCUUUGAGUAUACAUGAGUCCCCGGUUACAUGUUGCGAAUAUUUUGCUGAUUGUCCUGUUGACCUUAUUCCUGCACUUUAUUCUGUUGGAGCUAGACAGAAACGUCAAGGUUAUAGCAAAAAGGAAUGGCCCAUCAAUGGAGGUAACUGGGGCUUGGGUGCUCAAAGUUACCCAGAAAUAAUUAUUACAGGACAUGCUGAUGGUUCAGUUAAGUUCUGGGAUGCUUCUGCAAUAAUGCUGCAAGUAUUGUAUAAAUUAAAAACAUCUAAAGUAUUUGAAAAGACAAGAAAUAAAGACGACAGACCGAACACAGACAUUGUAGAUGAAGAUCCAUAUGCUAUUCAGAUCAUUUCCUGGUGUCCAGAAAGUAGAAUGUUGUGCAUAGCUGGAGUUUCAGCCCAUGUCAUUAUUUAUAGAUUCAGCAAACAGGAAGUAGUUACAGAAGUCAUUCCGAUGCUUGAAGUUCGAUUGUUAUAUGAGAUAAAUGAUGUUGAAUCUCCAGAGAGUGAGCAGCCACCAACUUUGUCAACACCUGUGGGAGGCUCCAGUCCUCAGCCCAUUCCUCCUCAGUCCCAUCCAUCAACCAGUAGCAGUUCAUCUGAUGGACUUCGUGAUAAUGUACCUUGUUUAAAAGUUAAAAAUUCUCCACUUAAACAGUCACCAGGUUAUCAGACAGAACUAGUUAUUCAGUUGGUAUGGGUGAGUGGGGAACCACCACAGCAAAUAACCAGCCUGGCAAUCAAUUCAUCGUAUGGACUGGUGGUUUUUGGCAAUUGUAAUGGCAUUGCUAUGGUUGACUACCUCCAGAAAUCAGUGCUGCUCAACUUGGGCACCAUUGAAUUAUAUGGCUCUAAUGACCCUUAUCGGAGAGAACCCCGAUCUCCUCGUAAAUCUCGACAACCUUCUGGAGCAGGUCUAUGUGAUAUUAGUGAAGGGAGUAUAGUUCCAGAGGAUCGCUGCAAAUCUCCAACUUCUGGUUCUUCAUCUCCACACAAUUCAGAUGAUGAACAAAAAAUGAAUAAUUUUAUAGAAAAGGUGAAGACCAAAAGCAGAAAGUUUUCCAAGAUGGUAGCCAGUGAUAUAGCAAAGAUGUCAAGGAAAUUAAGCUUGCCUACUGACCUAAAGCCCGAUUUAGAUUCAAGUUCCACCUGUGUUAUUAAAGCAGCUGAGUAUGUUGAAUUGUCCUGUACCUCUGGAUGCUUUGAUGUAAAAGAUAAUUCCUUCAGCAGAUCACGGAGUUCCAGUGUGACAAGCAUUGAUAAAGAAUCCCGAGAAGCGAUCUCUGCCCUUCAUUUCUGUGAAACUUUUACUCGGAAGGCAGACUCUUCUCCUUCCCCGUGUCUGUGGGUUGGAACUACCCUAGGAACAGUGCUUGUCAUUGCACUAAACCUUCCCCCCGGGGGAGAACAAAGACUUCUUCAGCCAGUGAUUGUGUCUCCAAGUGGUACUAUAUUGAGGCUGAAAGGUGCAAUCUUGAGAAUGGCAUUCCUGGAUACGACAGGCUGCUUAAUGCCACCUGCUUAUGAACCCUGGAAAGAACACAAUGUUCCUGAAGAAAAAGAUGAAAAGGAAAAAUUAAAAAAAAGGCGGCCUGUCUCAGUGUCCCCCUCCUCUUCUCAGGAAAUUAGUGAAAACCAGUAUGCAGUGAUAUGUUCUGAAAAGCAAGCAAAAGUAAUCUCACUGCCAACCCAGAACUGUGCUUAUAAACAAAACAUUACAGAGACCUCAUUCGUGCUUCGUGGAGAUAUUGUAGCAUUGAGUAACAGUAUCUGCCUUGCCUGUUUCUGUGCCAAUGGCCAUAUUAUGACUUUCAGCUUGCCAAGCUUAAGGCCUCUGUUGGAUGUAUAUUACUUGCCCCUCACCAAUAUGCGGAUAGCCAGAACGUUCUGCUUCACCAACAAUGGACAAGCAUUAUAUCUUGUUUCACCUACAGAAAUCCAGAGACUUACAUAUAGUCAAGAGACCUGUGAAAAUCUUCAGGAAAUGUUGGGUGAACUCUUCACUCCUGUAGAAACACCUGAAGCACCAAACAGGGGAUUCUUUAAAGGCUUAUUUGGAGGUGGUGCACAAUCUCUUGAUAGAGAAGAGCUAUUUGGAGAAUCAUCCUCGGGAAAGGCUUCCAGAAGUCUUGCACAGCAUAUUCCGGGCCCUGGUGGCAUUGAAGGUGUGAAGGGGGCAGCAUCUGGAGUUGUUGGUGAAUUGGCACGAGCUCGUUUGGCACUAGAUGAGAGAGGACAGAAGCUUGGUGACUUGGAAGAAAGAACAGCAGCUAUGCUAUCAAGUGCAGAUGCAUUUUCUAAACAUGCCCAUGAGAUGAUGUUGAAAUACAAAGAUAAGAAAUGGUACCAGUUCUGACAACCGAAAUUGAACAAGUUCAACUUUAGCCAGAAGGAAAAAAGUUUUCCUGUUAUUUCAUUGAUUUUUUUAGGAAAGUUAACAUUAACAGGAUGUUCAUCGCUGAAUACUGUUCUUUCCUAGCACAAUCAUGCACUGUUUUACCUCAGUCUUUUGGCUUUACCUGCGGAGUGUACACACACACUCAAACCAGAGUACAUGGUGUAUGCCAGCUUGAGUUGACAGUUUGGGAACUAAGCAGGUCACGUGUAACAAAUGAAGAAACAAAGGGGGAUGUUGAGGAGACAUGGCAGGGACUAUUCCUUGGAUCAUUACUGUAUUAAACUUUCAUAUGCCAAAAGAUUUUGUGCCGUUGUUCUGCCAACAGUGUUUUACCUUUUUUGGGGGAGAGUCAAUAAGUCCGAAGUCCUGAAGCUGAAAUAUUUAUAUAUGUGUCAUUGGACUGGAUUAUAAACAGCUAUGUUGGACUUUCCUUCCCUUAAACUGACUGGUCAUCAGUAUCAUUAGUAAAGAAGAAACUGUUUGUUACCACAUCUUUAGACUAAGCUGAAUGGUGGGCUUUAAAUAAUAAAAACAUACACAUAGUUGACUUGUGUAUGGGCUACUCUUGUAUUCUUGUUAUAUACUUGUGUUUAGUCAUAUUUUGUCAAAAGCAAAACAAGGUGAUACAUCACUUUUCAUUGAAAAGAGAAGUGUAGAGCAUGACUGAAUUGCUCAUCAUUCUGGGAGUUUCCAUGUAGUGGCUAUACAGUGUGGAAAGUGAGAAAAACCUCCAUUGUGGUGAGGAGAAUACUUCAAUGUCCUUUGUUCUUGUUCUCUUUAAGUCAGCUAAAAGUGGAUUUGACCAAAACAGUUAUCAGUUAAAUUUGUAGAAAAGUUAAAAUUGGCUACAUUUUUAAUUUUGCUUGAGUUUUUAUAAAAUGUUUAACCAAAUGUAUCUUUGCAUUAUUUAAUUAAAAUUGCUAAAAAAACAACGUUUCAUUAUUUCGGUAAAAUGCUCAGCUCCCUUUAUAAAAUGCCCUUUAUUUGCUAACAGUUCCAGUACACUCAGGUGAUGAGCCAAUUAAAUCGUAAUGCACAUGCUAUCGCAUGGAAAAUUAUGAGUCGAGUGUGUUGACCUACAAAAUACUUUCUCUAGAAAUAUAAAUAUAUUUAUGUAUAUGUCCUUUCAAAGUUUUUUAAAAAAUAAAAGGAAAGGAAAAAUAUACUUUGAUAAUUAAAUUAGUUCUGUAAUGGAGUGCAAUGCAAAUUGAAACAGCAGGAAACCGUGAAUGAGUGGUACCUAGAAUGGCAUCACAAAUAGGAAAGAAACCACUACCUGGACCUGGAAAUAAGUAGUCUCAUAGUGCAGCUAAUCUGAGAUUAAAAUUGAUUAUUGUUAAAGCAGCAAAGAGCAAAGUAGAAGUAUCAAAAUUAAUGUUAAUGAAAUAUAAAUAUUGUCUUCUAUAAAAAUUCUUUAAAAUCAUUUUCAGUUUUUCAUUAAGAGAUAACUAGAGCACAAAUUGAUAGCAACCAUAGUUGUUUUUCUAUUCCAUAUGAUCAUUUAAAGUAUAUGUCGAACAUAUUAACUUUUUCAGUCUUACACAUAUUUUCCUUACCAUUUUCAUUAAUAAAGCUUUUUUAAAAAUAUUUUAUAAUGCACACUAUUGAAUAAAAAAGUUUAUAUCAAAAUUUACUUUAACUAUCACUGGAUAAAGACUAGAUAUAUGUAACAUAAUUGGUCAAGUCGAAAGAUAUUUUAAAAAUAAAAUCAUUUCCAAAUUUUGAAUUUGUAGAAAGUACCAAUGAAUAACAUAACUUUGUUUAAUGUCACCCAUCUGAUGAAUAUCCAGCAGUUUACAAAUUGCUUAAUUUGCAUUCUGUAUUAUCCAGAAAAUCCAUUGUUCAUGAUAUGCCACAGGAAGGAUUAGGUCCUUCUUUAAAGAUACAGUUUUGUGAAUGUCAUCAGCAGUUAAUGGAUUUGAAGAAGUUGAGAAGCUUUAAAUAAAUUAAAAAUACACUGGUUGUUUCCCUAUCCAGGUAGAAGGCCAUAUUAGCUUCAUUUAAUUUGCUAUAUUAUUAUUUGCAUAUAAAUUUCAUUUUUCUUGUACAUAAAAUGAACCAAAUUUAUAGUUAUUUCCAAAUACGGAAGUAGAUUUACCUGAGAGGGAUUUUAUACGAAAAUGUUACAUCAACAUUUUAAGUUAUUUGUUUCAUUUUUAAUCUAUAAAUUAUGCUCAAGAAAAUGAAGACUACUUAAGAUUAUAAAGCUUAGAAUAUUUUUUAAUAUAGAAAAUAAGGUUCUCAGAGUAUACUUGAUGCAGUCUGUAGAUAAGAGAUAGUUUAAUAACUAACCCAGGGAAUUUAUUGUAAUUUAAGAGAUAACAUCUCUCUUUUUUUUUUAAUGCAAAAAGUAGUAGUCACCAGCAAGCCAAGACUUCAGGAAAAUUAACCAAAAAAAACCAAAAAACAAAAAAACAAAUGUUAAAAUAGAAAAUAUCAGAGAAAUGAAAGAUAUUUUUUUUCUUAAUUUGUGUGCUUUUCCCAUAUUCUCUUUAACAUUGUUGCAUUGUCUUUGGAAAAUCAUUGAAGUAUUCAUUGAUAAGCAGUUUGUCAGUAGGAAAUGGUUUUCCUAUAUGUACCAUAUAUCUAAUUGCUUUCACUUUGCUAGAUAAAAUUAAUAUGUGUAUUUUCUUAGAGUUACUUGAAAUCUUUCAUUUUGACAAAUUAUGUAUAUUACAUCAUCUUAACAACCUUGGUUUGCAUUUCAGUCAUAAAAUGUGUUUCCAAAUCUGGUUACAGAUUCAACUGAGCUAUUACUAACUUCUUAAUUUGAUUUUUAUGGAUGUGAAAAAAUGCUGCUACUUUACUCUGUGUAAGUAUAUUGCAAUUUAAGUAUAGUACUUUAAAGGAAGAAGCUUUUAUUUUACUUAGAACUUCUUAGUUGUAGAUUCUUCUGAAGUUAUUUUAUGUAGAUAUGCAAAUGUUUUAAACAAGUCUGAAAGUGUUAUGUACUUUUGGGUUAUAGGGGAUUCUCAGGAGACAGCUGAGGAAAAGAAAAUUAUUUGGAAGAUACCACGAAGUUUAAAGUUUUACCCUGAGUUCUAUGUUCUGUACAUGUUUUGCUUAAAGUAUUUCUCGUGUGACAUUAAGAAAUGCUAUAUCCAAAGGUAAAAUUUUUGUUGCAAAGAUUUAUUUUGCAUUUUAACUUUGAGGAGUUUAUUUUGUUUAUGCAAAGUAAAGAGUACUGACUUUAAACUUGAACUUUUUCUGCACUUUAUUUGGGGUAAUGAAUACUUUUUAUUAUCAUUUGAUUCACAUUUCUCCAUUUAAAUCAAGUGAUACAUGUGUAUAAAAUGUACCAAAAUCAUGAAUAUGCUGCUAGCCACACCUUAACCUGAUCAGUUUUAAAACCUUUAAUAGGGUUUUAUAUAGUUUUCAAAAAUUAAGAAAAUACAGAAGUGUUUGCUGUAUGUUUCAAUGUUCUUGAUCUUAAAUUAUUGCAACACUUUCAGAUUUGUUUCACAGUCAUACAGUAAUAUGUUAUAUUUAUACAUA
Molecule: messenger RNA, 7158 nt
Organism: Fukomys damarensis (Damara mole-rat)
Lineage: Eukaryota; Metazoa; Chordata; Mammalia; Rodentia; Bathyergidae
Gene: Stxbp5
Product: syntaxin binding protein 5
Exons: 29
Coding region: 94-3621 (1175 amino acids)
Biological process (GO): regulation of exocytosis; regulation of protein secretion
Cellular component (GO): cytoplasm; plasma membrane; SNARE complex
Molecular function (GO): syntaxin binding; GTPase activator activity; myosin II binding
Source: RefSeq, a predicted model, not a curated record